Molecule: messenger RNA, 3921 nt
Organism: Pararge aegeria (speckled wood butterfly)
Lineage: Eukaryota; Metazoa; Arthropoda; Insecta; Lepidoptera; Nymphalidae
Exons: 2
Coding region: 1-3921 (1306 amino acids)
Biological process (GO): proteolysis
Molecular function (GO): aspartic-type endopeptidase activity
Source: RefSeq, a predicted model, not a curated record
AUGUCUAACCUUAAAGAAUUGAUUAUAAAACGUAGUAGCGUGAAGGGCCGCGUGACUAAGUUCAAAAACUACAUUUCAAAAUUCAGCAAAUCAUCCAGCUUAGACUCUUUACAGAUAGGUGAAUUAAAGAUAAAAAUAAACAAAUUCGAAUGUUUAUCUAGCGAAUUCAGUGAGUUGCAAGGUCAGAUCGAGACGUUAAACGCUGAUGAGCUAGAAGACGAACUCGAUAUUCGGGAAGAGCUCGAGAAUGAAAUAGAUUCUGCCAUGUCACUCGCACAAGACAUACUAACUCGGUUCUCGAAAAACUUUAAUUUUGAAUAUGCUCACAGCAGCUCCACGCAUCAAGGGUGCGGCGGAAAUUCUCAGGGGUUAGGUUUUAAACUCCCUUUAAUCCAGGUUCCUCGUUUUGAUGGUUCGGCAUCCCGUUGGAUGCAAUUCAAAGAAAUGUUUUCCUCUCUUAUUAAUGAAAAUUCAAACAUAUUACCAAUAUACAAGUUUCAUUAUUUAGUUUCUUAUUUAGAGGGAGAUGCCGCGCGUGUCGUAAGCAACCUUGAAGUUUGCGCCUUAAAUUAUAACAAGGCCUGGAGUUUAUUAUGCGAGCGAUAUGACAACAAAAGGCAAUUAAUUAAUAGCCACCUCAACGCCUUAUUCAACAUCGAACCACUGGCUCGCGAAUCAGAACAAGCAUUGCGUUCUUUAAUUGAUGGUGUUAGCAAAAAUUUACGCGCUUUGUCCAGUUUAGGGCAACCCACCGAUCAGUGGGACACGUUAAUUAUUUACAUGGCUAGCUCAAAAUUAGAUAAUCAAACCAGUAUGAAAUGGGAGGAGCAUCGCAACACCUUAAGUGACAUACCUACCUUAGAACAAUUUCAUAAAUUUUUAAAGGAUCGCGCUGAUGUGUUGGAAUCAUUUAAUCAACAUAAAAUUCAAAACAAGCGUAUCACUUCAUCUCAUGGAGUAUCUGGCCCCAGUAGCAAUAAUAAUUACACUAGGAAUUCUAAGCAAAACAAGGUGUUUUCCUAUGUUACGCAACCGAGCUCUAAUAACAACACUAAUAGGUAUCGCACUCGCUGUAUAGUUUGUAAGGGUAAUCAUUUUAUUUACACUUGCCCUUCCUUUUUGGCCAAAUCCCCUGAACUUAGGAUAGCUGAAGCUCAAAGACUUCAACUUUGCAUGAACUGUCUCCGAUCAACCCAUAAAACCCGGGACUGCUUAGGUGGAACCUGCAGGGAGUGCGGGAAACUCCAUGCCACGAUUCUUCACAGGCCUACAAAUCAAGAACCUGCUACACCUGCACAGGGUUCGAGCGACACAGUCGCAGCUCAGACCGCCGUCGAGGAAAUAAGCGUGAAUAUUUCUAGACAGCCAAUUUCUCACGUUAUACUAUCCACAGUUAGCAUACGGGUUACGAAUCCUAAGAACUCAAAAUCUGAGAUUAUCCGAACACUUCUCGACAGCGGAAGCCAGUCCAGCUUCUUGACACAACGAGUUAAGGAGAGGUUAAAUUUAGAGGCCAUACCUACAGAUAUCAAUAUUAUAGGUAUAGGUAAUAACACAAAUAAUUACGUCACUGAAAGAUGUUUUGUUCAAGUCAGUUCAUUACACAGUGACUACAAUACAAAUUUAUCGUGUUUUAUUAUGCCCGAGUUGACCGGCAACAUACCAAAGGCUUACAUAGAUCGUAAACAAAUAGAUAUACCAAAUCAUAUCCAGCUAGCUGAUCCCUAUUUUUAUAUCUCUGGACCAGUCGAUGCUAUUAUCGGUGCUGACCUAUUUUGGGAGGUCAUAGGGAACAAUAUUCAAUCUUUAGGCAAAAAUAGCCCAUUCAUUUAUAAUUCAAAAUUCGGUUGGGUUAUUUCAGGUCCAAUUUCAUUAAAUAAUAAAAUCAAACAUACACAUUGCAAUUUCGUAUCAAGUAAUUCAUUAGAUGAUCGUUUAGAAAAACAAAUAUCAAAAUUUUGGGAAAUAGAAGAGAUGCCCAAGCGGUCUCUAUUGAGUGACAGCGAGAGGGCAUGUGAGCAGCAUUUUCAGACUCAUACCACUCGCCUCGAGUCAGGUAGAUUUUGUGUCAGGCUACCUCUGAAGGAUUCACCCUCAGUUUUAGGAGACUCAUUCAGUCAGGCAAAGAAAAGAUUCUUGAAUCUUGAAAGGCGAUUUCGCAAACAACCCCAUUUAAAACAGGCCUACGCUGCCUUUAUAAAUGAAUAUAUAGACCUAGGUCAUUGCUCAGAACUUUCUAGCUUCACACCACGAUCAGGCUACUUCCUGUGUCAUCACCCUAUUUUCAAAAUUAGUGAAUCUACCAGUUUGCGUGUAGUUUUCGAUGGAACAGCGCCCUCUAGUAGCGGAAUUAGCAUCAAUAGUUUGCAGCUUAUUGGGCCGAAUAUUCAAGAUACUCUUUUUGCAAUCAUAUUAAGAUUUCGAUUUUACAAAUACGUUCUUACUGGCGAUAUCGAAAAGAUGUUUAGGCAAAUCUUAAUUAAUGAGCACGAUCGAAAUCUUCAGUUAAUCUUGUGGAGAGAUGAUGAAUCCCAACCAUUACGUGCACUACGACUAAAUACAGUCACAUAUGGGUUCGCCAGUGCUAGUUUCUUAAGUACUAGAUGUCUGUAUCAGCUAGGUGAAGAGUGCCCGGAUGAAAUCAUUAAAACAAUUAUCCAACGGGAUUUCUACUACGAUGAUCUUUUAACUGGCGCAGAUACAGAAGCGGAAAUAGUUCAUAUUUUAGAAUCCGUGCAAGCCACUCUUCAAGCGGGGUGCUUCAAUUUACGCAAAUUCCGAUCAAACUUACCUAGCAUUUUUCAAAGUACAAAUUUAAACUUAGCAGACAAUCUUUGUCUAAGCAAUUCUACUAGCGCUUUGGGGUUAGGAUGGAAUCCUAAAACUGACAUGUUACAUUUUUCAUGUCAAGUUCCAUCCGAUAAAACUAACAUCAUUACUAAGCGGCAAAUCAUUUCCAGUACAUUCAAGGUUUUCGAUCCAUUAGGGUUACUUUCUCCCGCAACUAUUCAGGCCAAAAUAUUGAUACAAAAAUUAUGGAUUCUCAAGGUAGAAUGGGAUCAACCCGUACCCACUGACAUUCUUAAAGAGUGGAAGCGCAUACAAGAAAAUACAGACGUAUUAUAUUCUAUACAAAUUCCGCGAUAUGUAAUCAGCAAAGAUAAUGUUAAAAUCGAACUUCAUUCGUUCAGCGACGCAUCUAUGUUCGGAUACGGGACAUGUAUCUAUGUAAAAACGAUCGACGCGUACGGUAGGUCGAGCGUUCAAUUAUUGUGCGCUAAGUCGAGGGUAGCGCCUAGCGGCAAGCCGAUGACGAUUCCCCGCCUCGAAUUAUCGGCGGCGCUCCUCGCCGCUAAGCUCUGCGCGUCCUGCCUUACGUCUAUACGUGCACGUAUAGCCAAUUGCAUACACUGGUGCGAUUCAAGCGUUGUACUCGGCUGGAUUAAAACCAGUCCGACCAAACUAAAAAUGUUUGUCGCGAACAGAGUUGCAGAAAUAUGUGAAAACACACAGAGUUCAUCUUGGCGUUACGUACCUACAAAUUUAAACCCGGCAGAUCUUAUAUCUAGGGGCAUAGACGCCAAUCGUCUACGAGACUCCACGCUUUGGUGGAACGGUCCUGAGUUCCUACUCCAGGAGCAACAUAAUUGGCCUACUUUAAAUUCGAAUAUAGUACAAGAGCUACCGGAAUUAAAUGUGCACUCAAGCAUUAUUGAACCGAAUUUAAUUAUAUUUGAAAAUCAUUCAAAUUUAACAAAAUUAAGUCGUUCCUUUUCGUACGUAUUAAGAUUCAUACACAACUGCACACAUCCGAAUUCAAGGCGUACUGAGAAACAGUCUGGCCACUGGGGGGAAGAUGCCUGGCAAGACGCACGGUCCGCGAAUGCGUACUAUGCAGGCGACAUCAAGGUCGAACUUUGA